AGACCACCGUUCUUGGUCACAUUGAUCGAUGGACGUACUAUACGAGAUUUUGGAAACACGUGCGCGGGAAAUAAGGAUCUAUUAACUCCCAAGAUGCAGGCCAACUUCCUCCCAUUGAACAUAAGACGGUUCCAGCAGCGGGCGCAGGUGGAAACCCCAGACACAAUAUACUGGGAGCGGUUAUCGAAAGCAGAUCUCCUGAAGGAACACAACACCAUCGACUAUAUAGACUUUAGCCCCAGCGAUCCGGACAACUUCGUGGUCACAUGCUCGGUGAGAGUACAGAUCUACAACCUGGUCACAAAGCUGGUGGUGAAGAACCUCUCCAGGUUUCAAAAGACAGCCUAUGGAGCCACGUUCAGGCAGGAUGGACGGUUACUGGCCGCCGGCGACGAAGAGGGCCAUGUCAAGCUGUUCGACACGACGAGCAGAAACAUCCUCCGCCUGUUCAAAGGACACACCGCCCCAGUGCAUCGGACCUUCUUUACGGCCGACAAACUGCAGUUGGCCAGCUUCUGCGACGACAAAUCCAUCCGCCUGUGGGACGUCGCCAACGAGAAGGUGGUUCAGACGUACGAGGAUGCCCAUACAGACUACAUCCGGGCGGGUGCCAUGCAUCCCCUGGCAUCGAAUGUGUUCGCCUCCGGUGGUUACGAUGGCAAAAUCCAUCUCUACGACACGAGAGCCGAGAAAGCGUUGCAACAGACACUGGAUCACGGAGCACCUGUGGAAUCCAUGCUGUUCCUGCCCAAUGGCUCGGUAUUUGUCACCGCCGGUGGUAACCAGGUUCGUGUUUGGGACAUGAUCAGUGGCUGCCGUCUGCUCACCACCAUGGCGCAGCACCACAAAACCGUAACCUGUCUCAGGCUGGGAUCAGAUGGCCGGCGCCUGUUGUCGGGUGGUCUGGACCGGCACGUCAAGAUCUACGAUGUCAGCACCUACAAAACAGUGCACACACUUACCUAUCCCAAUGCCGUGGUGAGCUUGGGCGUGGCUAGCGGCGAUCAGGCUGUGGUGGCUGGUAUGGUCGAUGGCCUAGUGUCCAUUCGACGGAUGAUCGUCGACAGCAAGCCGAGUCACUUGAGGAAGAUCCGCGCCUCUCGAGCGAAGGCGCAUCACAAGCGUCCAACUGCUCAUCCAAGCGUUCCCCAGGAUGUGGAUCACGUCGUCAAGGAUCGCGUGAAAGGAACCGGCCUGCAAACCUACGAUGUACAGUUGCGGCGAUUCAAUCAUAAGAAGGCACUGGACAAUGUUAUGUAUCUGCAGAGGUUGGAGAAGCAGCCGGAGCUGGUGGUGGCGGUGAUAACGGACCUACUGCAUCGGAAAUCCCUGGACAAAGCCCUCCUAGACCGGCCCGAGCACAUUCUCAUCAAGUUCAUCGACUUUAUCUGCGCCCACCUCUCCGAGACACGUUUCAUGCGACCCCUGAUGAACGCAGCCAGCACCAUACUGGACGUCUUCGAGCGCCAGCUGGUGACCUGCAGCGAUAAGCUGUUAAAGGCCCUGGAGAAGCUAUCGCGGACGGUUGAGAACGAGAUCCACCUGACGACAGAGCUGAUGCAGCUGAAGGGCGCCAUGGAUAUGCUGAUAGGUGUGUCGCUGGAGAGCGACGAGGUGCGACACAGGCCCACCUACGUCCAACCGGCAAAAGCUCCCAAAAUGCAGCCCUCCCAAGCGGCGGAGAAGUAUGUGGUGUUUGUGGAGUGACCACCCAUUGUGGAUGACCCAUUUUAUCCAAUUAUACAUAAAUAGUAAUACCUAUAUUUUAUAUAGUAGGAAUUUUUUUAAAUAUUUUAUUUGUAGGCGGAAAAUAAAGUGUAAAUAAGAAAAGAAA
Molecule: messenger RNA, 1834 nt
Organism: Drosophila bipectinata
Lineage: Eukaryota; Metazoa; Arthropoda; Insecta; Diptera; Drosophilidae
Product: U3 small nucleolar RNA-associated protein 15 homolog
Biological process (GO): positive regulation of transcription by RNA polymerase I; rRNA processing
Cellular component (GO): nucleolus
Molecular function (GO): protein binding
Source: RefSeq, a predicted model, not a curated record